UUAUCUGGACAGAAGCCACGGGGAGGAUUGGGAACAAAUGAGAGGAAGGAUGGAGUGCAAGGAGCAGAGCCCAGGACCAGAGCCAACAGAGCUCUCCGGGUGGCAACACAGACUUAUUACCCCUCCCCAGUGAGCUAACCUCACUGACACUGCUCAAAGGCACUCAGCCAAGCCCUCAUUAAACUCACCAUCCUUCCUAGUUUCUGUCUUUUAGUCGUGUAAUAAACCGUUCAGAUGAAGCAGGGAAACACAUUUACAGUAAUCAUAAAUUGCAAAGCAGAUGAAGUUUGCGGGUGGAUUUCUGCUGAGCUUUUAUGGAGUUGGUUGAAUCAAUAGGACCUCUGUCUUGUGGAGGCAUCGACCUGCGUGCGCUUAAGUUUUUUUCUUCAUUCAGGUAAAAUAGACCACUAAUGCACAGUGAGCAGCAGAGAACAUUACACUGUCCACUGGGGUGGAUUUCAAGCGUUACCAGUCCAUAUGACGACUGUUGCUAGGAGCCAGGCGACGUCUCCCCGCGGGCCUCUGACCCGGAACGACGCCGCCACCACCGUCUGAUGGUUCAGAUGCCGCUGAUGUUUUAUUUUUGCUAAUGAGAUGGUAAAAAUGUUGCGUCUGCUAAAAGACUUUCGUCGACAACACUUCUCCUCCGGUAGGUGUUCAGAUUCUUCACUCCCAUGUCACCGGGACGUCUCCAUGGCGACGUUUAGCAGCGCAGAGAGGCUCUGGAACGAGUCGGAGCUGUUCGGGCCGGACGAGGGGAACGGCAGCGCGGAGGCCUCGUGGCAGGACGAGGGGGAGAGGAACUACUACGCCAUGCUCUACUCCCUGCUCAUCCUGGCCAUCGUGUUUGGGAACGUGCUGGUGUGUCUGGCUGUGCUGAGGGAGCGCUCCCUCCAGACCACCACCAACUACCUGGUGGUCAGCCUGGCUGUGGCCGACCUGCUCGUGGCCUCGCUGGUCAUGCCCUGGGCCGUGUACCUGGAGGUGGUCGGCGGCGCCUGGCUCUUCAGCCGGCUCUACUGUAACAUCUUUGUCACGCUGGAUGUGAUGAUGUGCACUGCCAGUAUCCUCAACCUGUGCGCUAUCAGCAUCGACAGGUACACAGCAGUGGUGAUGCCUGUUUUGUACAACACCACGCACCGCUCCAGGAAGCGAGUUCUGGUGAUGAUUGCCACCGUGUGGGUCCUGGCUUUCGCCGUCUCCUGUCCCCUUCUGUUUGGCUUCAACACCACAGAUGACCCGAUGGUGUGCUCCAUCUCGAACCCGGACUUCGUCAUCUACUCCUCCGUGGUGUCCUUCUACCUGCCUUUCAUUGUCACGCUGCUGGUCUACAUCCGCAUCUAUGUCUUCCUCAGGAUGAGGCGGAAGAGGAUCUCCUUCGGCCAGCCCUGCAGAAAGGUCCAGCCAGGCUCCACCCCGCCAUCUGUGGAAACGUGUCUCCAAGAGGAAACUCCCAAGGCGAAGCAGGACCUUUCACCUAUACGGAUUAAAGUGCAGAGCGUGGAGCCUCUGGGUCCGUCCAAGCCCAGCCUGCUCUCAGGAUGCCUGUGGCGCAAGCACCCGAGGACGCGGCCGGCGGAGCACUCGGCGCUGCCCCCGGUGGACACGCAGAACUACUGCAGCAUCAGCCACGCGUCCUGCGGCCGCACCGAGCUGGACCCGGAGCAGCAGCCGGGGGAGGAGGGGGAGGAGGGGGAGGAGGAGGCAGCGGCGGCGGACAGCAACCAGGGCGAGGGUCCUCCCGUCAGGAUGGGCUGCGAGGUGAAGGACCUGUCCAACGGGCGAACGCACACGUCUCUGAGGCCGGCUCCUCACUCUCACACCAACAACCAGCGCUUCCGGAGCAUGCACGCCCGGGAGAAGAAGGCCACGCAGAUGCUGGCCAUCGUGCUGGUUGAAGCUGAUGCAGUCGGAGGGGAACGUUGAAGAAGUCGUCAAUGACAGAAGUCUGAAGGUUUUCAAUGAAAGGUGCAGAAUCCACUACACGCCUCCAAAGGUGAAGUGAACCUCCUACUGGUUCCAGUCCAGACCAGAUCUGAGACUGUGAGCUGCUGCUGAGUCCUGACUGCAGCCUGUUCAGCACCCAGACCGACCCGGACCUCUAGUCCAACACACUUUAUUCCAUAGUGAUGAUUGAUUGCAGUUACCACCAGUGUAUAACAGACAUCUACUGUAUGUGCUUCUGCAAUGAGAGACAUUGUACAAAUAGUAUUUUUUUGAAUGAAAUGUUCUUAGAUGGUGUUUGUGGUGUGUGAUUUAAACCAUUUACAAAGUGUUGGUCCUUAUGUUAAUGCCUGGAAUCCUGCACAUAAUCAGAGGUUUCGUAGGUAAUUGCGUAACAGGUUUAGGAGGAGUUAAGAAACUAGGAUCCUGGAAAUUUGCAUAUAUGUUACAUGCAGAAGUGAUCUCAUUUCUCAUCUGCCUUGACUUUAUUUUGGCAAUUAAAUUUUUUAAUUUAUUUUUA
Molecule: messenger RNA, 2464 nt
Organism: Betta splendens (Siamese fighting fish)
Lineage: Eukaryota; Metazoa; Chordata; Actinopteri; Anabantiformes; Osphronemidae
Product: D(2)-like dopamine receptor
Exons: 8
Coding region: 595-1926 (443 amino acids)
Biological process (GO): adenylate cyclase-activating adrenergic receptor signaling pathway
Cellular component (GO): membrane
Molecular function (GO): dopamine neurotransmitter receptor activity, coupled via Gi/Go; G protein-coupled receptor activity
Source: RefSeq, a predicted model, not a curated record